Molecule: messenger RNA, 3451 nt
Organism: Zea mays
Lineage: Eukaryota; Viridiplantae; Streptophyta; Magnoliopsida; Poales; Poaceae
Product: Extra-large G-protein-like
Exons: 5
Coding region: 584-2968 (794 amino acids)
Biological process (GO): regulation of defense response to fungus
Source: RefSeq, a predicted model, not a curated record
UUUUUUCCUCGCUGGAAAUGCUUAGGCCAGGCGGAGAAGAAGAAACCGAAGACGUCAUGCGCGUCUGCCUGCUCCCGGCUCCGGGCUCCCCCCCCAGCUCUGCGGCCAUGGCUCACCCCGCCAUUGACCCCCCUGGCGUAAGCGGGGGAGCCAGAUCGUUCCAAAAAGGCGGACCACAUCCCCACGUAACUCCGCGGCGCCCGGGCCCCGCCCUCCCCCUGGGAACCUAGAUAUCGCGAAAAGGUCCCCGGGGAGCCCGCGGUUAUAUAGAAGCUUCUUUCACUUGCCUCCCUCGUCGUCUCCGUUACAACGCAGACACUGCCGCCGCUCCGCGACAGUAACUCUGCUCUCUCUCUCUCUCGCAUGGCGUACUCCUCGAGCCGCGGGACGAAACCCUAAUGGAGAACCGGCGCCGCCGCCACGCCCCUGCGCCGUAGACUCCCCUCGCCGCAGUGAGCCCCGUUGCAAGAUUUAGCUCCGCGUCGCACAGCUUCUUGCAGGAUAGCGCCAGCGCUUGCCGAUCCGGUGGGAAAAAAAAGUGGGAGCACGGAGCGGCCUCGCCUCGGCGGGGGAGGCGCCCGCCAUGGGGAGCGACCUCAAGGAGAUGAAGUACAGGCGGAGGAUCGGGGUGGAGGAGCGGCCGCAAUGCAGCGACCCGAGGGGCGGCGCGGACUGGGCCGCGCUGCAGCAGGACCCCGUCGAGCUGCUGCGCAAGCUGGACGAGCUGAGGGACCAGAUCACGCGCUCCUGCAACGUCGUCGUCGGCCAGCCGCGGGAGCACCGCAGGGUCAGCCGCCGUGCGGUCUCCAUGCUCCCCGAGCAUCUCGAGCCACCGCCUCUGCCAGGGUACCACCGCUCCCGCUACGGUGGGCGGUAUGGGCACGGCUUGCCGCCACCAAGCCCAUACGCACCGCCACGCCCUGAACAUGGGGAAAGGUAUGCGAGGCAGUCUAGUGGGCACUACCGCCAGUACCCUCCCAGGCACUGCGAGAACGGUGGGAUGGGGCCUGGGACCUACCAUCACCAUGGGUGUGCCUGUCCGCACUGUCUGCAUGGGCAGAGGACUUUCCCGCAGGAGGAGAACAUCCCAAUGGCGAGAUACUUCGCCGGGCAGCACGAAUCAUACCGGUUGGAGAGGUCGCCUUCUGUUUCAUCCGAUUAUGAUCGUGGGUCUGUGGCGUCAUCACUUUACUCUCAUCGGUCUGUAUCGAAGAUGAGGGCAGAGUACUUCAGGAAGAAGGCAGAACAUAUCUGCCGUCCAGUGGAUGGUGCCGCACCUUUCUCUGUAUGCAGUUCAUGUUAUAAACUACUGCUGAUGCCUAUGGAAAAAUGCGUAGGGAGGAAGCAGAAUCGGUUUCAAUGUGGGUCUUGUUGUCAGAUAAUUAGUUUGAAGCAUCAGGAAGAAAAUGGUAUCCCCUUUGCACUUGCACCAUCAUCAUCCUUACAUGCGCCUGAAAUGGAGCAAAGCACAAGUGACCAGAUGAGGCAAGAUUCUGUCCAUCAGCGCCAUGAGGAUUUCAAUUUUAUGUUCAACAAUUCAAAUGAUCAUUGCGAUAUGCAAAACAACAUGGAUUUCACCGAUGAUAAUUCACUUCCUUCGACCGCGAGUAAUGACAGGAUUGAGAUUGACAAAGAGUGUGGGUCAACUAGAAGCAUUCAGUCAAAAGCUGAGGGUCUCUCUUUCUCUCCAAGUAGGUCUGUAGACAUUGGUAGCCCAAAGGAUAUAUUGUGCGAGAGGGAUAAAGACAGCAAUGUGGAGCCUUCCUCAGAUGGUCCACUUAGUCCACGAUCUCCAACUUUAGAGGACAAACUUGUUGACCCGUUGUGUGCCCAGGAAAAAGGUAACGAUGAGGACGAUCAAGGCACGGCUUACAGAUCGAACCUAACAUGCAAAGGAGAAUAUGAUGCUAACGACGAGUAUGAUGGGGACGUUAGUACAAGAAGCAAACCGGAGAGCAAUGUAAAUGACAAAGAUACCACUGAAGGCGAAACCUCAUGCAGAAAUUACAAGGAAGACAACUGUUGCAACAUUGAAGAUAGUAGCAAAACAUACGAGCAGAAUAGUGGAGAAGAUGACACCAGUAGUCUAGUAGAUGGAAAUGAGAAGUAUGAGUCUAUGAAUACUAAAGACGAUGAUAGCAGCCCUGGAGGUGAGGACACAUGCAAUAGGUAUGAGCCAAAGGUUGAAGACGAUGAAAAUUGUGUUCUUGGAGCUGAGAGCAUUAGCAACAAUUGUGAUGAAAAUAAUAAAGAUGCCAUAAAAACUGGAAGCAUAAGUGAGAGACAUGAAGAGCUGAUAAUUGAAGAAGAAAAUGAGAAAUUGCAGCAGGCAUUUAUUGAAGAUGCCAAUUCCCAAGCAGGGAGUGGUUCAUCAAUUAAUGAGCGGACGAAUUCUGGGUUUUCUCGCGGUUCAUCAGAGGCUGGGUUAGAUGAAGAUCAGUCCUCAACCGGUAAGAGUGGGGACUCAUCAUUUUUUGCUGGUUUCUUGAAGAAGGGUUUCAAGGACCUUUCUUUAUUAAAUAAGUCCAUGGAUAGCGUUAAGGUUUCAAUUAAUGGUCAUCCAAUCUCUGAAAGAGCCCUUAAGAAGGCAGAGAAGAAAGCUGGUCCUGUUGACCCAGGUUCAUAUUGGUACGACUACCGUGCUGGUUUUUGGGGUGUCAUGGGACGAGAAUGUAUCGGCAUUGUCCCUCCAUUUAUUAGAGAAUUUAAUUAUCCGAUGGCCAGAAAUUGUGCCGGUGGGGAUUCUGGUGUUUUUGUCAAUGGCAGAGAACUGCAUCAAAGAGAUUUAGAUCUACUUGUAGGAAGAGGACUACCACGGACAUCUGGAAAAUCAUACUCUCUUGAGAUGUCAGGAAAUGUAAUUGAUGAAGACACUGGAAAAAAACUACGCAGUCUUGGAAAACUUGCUCCUACGAUUGAGAAGUUGAAGCGUGGUUUUGGCAUGCACGUCCCUGAAGAGUUUAGAUAGCUGGUUCUAGUACAGGAUCUUGGUUUUGCUAAUAAUACACUCUUCAAAGCUGACAAUGGGGUGGCAAACGUGUGGCUUCUGCGGGACGGUGGUAUCAAAUCUCAGAUUUCUUGGACUGGAGCUCUGGAAGCAGCAGUACUUAAGAUCCUUGGUGUGCGGCGAAGGUUGUCUGGCACUCAAGAAACCAAGAUAAUCUGGUCUAAUGACUUGACUACCAAUAGUACCCCUCCUGCUAAUUUCAAUUGCUUCAAUGGAAGCGACGUGUGCUGCUAGUGACUCUAGAUUAUCAGGCAGUUCUUAACUUCACUGCUCUGCCUGUACGUGCUAUUCCUUGAAUGUGUUAUCAUUAUCGGUACAUUGCCCCAUCACAGGCAUAGAAGUGUUGUCAGAUGUACCAUGAGCAAUUGUCGGCUUGUAAUAUAUUGGUAGAGAUAUGCUUCCCCUAAUAUUUAUAUGUAUAUAUAUGUGAUCUUGAUUCUUGAA